AUGGCCCCAAUCAUUCAUUGCGUCCGCCACGCCCAAGGCCUGCACAAUGUUUGCACCGCCAACCAUGUCAUCCAAGACCCCGUCCUCACUGACCUUGGCCACGAGCAAUGCCAAAAGCUCCGCGAGAAUUUCCCUCGCCAUGCCCACAUUGACCUGGUAACCGCUUCGCCCCUCCGUCGUACCCUCUACACUGCGCUCGAGAGCUUUGCGCCUGUCUUGAAGUCAAGGCCAGACUUGAAGAUUAUUGCCCUACCGGAUGUUCAGGAGAUAUCGGAUGUUCCAUGUGAUACUGGCAGCGAACCUUCCGUUUUGAAGGAGGAAUUCAAGACGGGAGUUGACUUGGAUCUUGUGCAAGAUGGGUGGAAUAGUAAGCAUGUUGUGUACUCACCAUUUUCUCCCAAAAAGCUAUCCGGUCGUUACGCCCCAAUCAACAACGCCAUCAAGGAACGCGCUCGUGCAGCCCGUCGCUGGUUGAAAGCCCGCCCAGAGAAGGAAAUAGUCAUGGUCACGCACGGUGGCUUCCUGCACUAUUUCACUGAAGACUGGGAGGACAGCAGCCAGUUCCAGGGUACCGGCUGGUCCAAUACCGAGUACCGUACAUUCUCUUUCAGCGAGGAAACACACACAGACGAUCUGGAGGGAUACCCGCUAGACGGUGACAAUGCCUCACUUGAGGAGACAUUUGACUCGCGGCUGCGCCGGGGCAAGACUGGACCUAUGCCCAGCCGGGAGGAACAGAAGACACUGUAUAAGAAGGGAACCCAGGGCUGGGAUGACCAGGGAUUGCAGAUGAGCACUGCUGAUCGGGAGGCGGCUAAGGUCACUGGAGGUGAGGAAGUCAAUGGGGUCCGGUUAUAA
Messenger RNA from Penicillium digitatum Pd1, 858 nucleotides. Lineage: Eukaryota; Fungi; Ascomycota; Eurotiomycetes; Eurotiales; Aspergillaceae. The record is from RefSeq and is a predicted model, not a curated record.